Molecule: messenger RNA, 498 nt
Organism: Adineta steineri
Lineage: Eukaryota; Metazoa; Rotifera; Eurotatoria; Adinetida; Adinetidae
Source: the annotation of a GenBank genome assembly
AUGAGUGAUCAAGACACGAAAAAAUUAUUCGAUCGUGAAGUAAUUAUUCAUAUACAGGUUAAAGAACCAACUGAUACUAUAAUAUUAUAUGCAGCUGAAUUACAAAUUGAUAAUGCAAAAAUAAUAUCAAAUACAAAAGAUGAAUUAAAUGGUACAAUUGAAACUGAUGAAGAAAAUGAACGUUUAAAAAUUACUUUCAAUAAAACACUUAAAAAAAAUGAUUAUCAAUUAUCAAUGAAAUUUAUAGAUGACAUUAAUAAUCGUAUGGUAGGUUUCUAUCGAAAUCAAUAUACGACACCUGAUGGAAACGUUCGUUAUAGUGCUAGUACACAAUUUGAACCAGCGGAUUGUCGACGUGCAUUUCCAUGUUGGGAUGAACCAAAUUUUGAAGCAACAUUCGAUAUUACAUUAAUUACACCAAAAAAUCUUCAAGCAAUUUCUAAUAUGCCAAUUGUAUCUGAAAGUGAAUAUGCCGAGAAUAAAGAAUGGAAAGUAUAA